CCAGUGUCAGAAGAGUUUCAGAAUGGAGAAGGAUUUGGAUAUAUUGUAGCCUUCAGACCCAAUGGAACACGUGGCUGGAAGGAAAAAAUGGUAACAUCUUCAGAUGCCUCAAAGUUCAUCUACAGAGAUGAAAGUGUGCCACCUCUGACUCCUUUUGAGGUGAAAGUUGGCGUUUACAACAACAAAGGAGAUGGUCCCUUCAGCCCUAUUGUGGUCAUCUGCUCUGCUGAAGGAGAACCCACUGCUGCUCCCGUCGAUGUCAAAGCUACGAGUUUGUCUGUAUCAGAGAUUCUUGUUGCAUGGAAACAUAGUAAAGAAAGUCUAGGAAGACCACAGGGAUUCGAGAUUGGUUACUGGAAGGACAUGGAGCAGGAGGAAGCAGCAGAAAAGGUCAAAACUGAGGGAAAUGAGUCAUCUGUCCUUCUGACAGGAUUAGAAGGAAACACAUUAUAUCACCUAACAGUGAGGGCGUACAACGCUGCAGGGUAUGGACCACCUAGCACUGCUGUGCGUGCAGCAACCAAGAAGUCCCCUCCCAGCCAAGCACCAAGCAAUAUUAUGUGGAUACAGGAUGGCUCUCAUGUGUCUCUUGGGUGGGAGCCAGUCAGACCUCUAGCUAAUGAAUCUGAUGUUAUGGGAUACAAGGUAUUAUUUAGGCAAGAAGGCCAGAGCAAUAGUCAAGUUAUAGAAACACAGAAAACUUCUGCAGUGGUACUUCUUCCUGACGUUGGUGUCUAUAUCAUUGAGGUCUGUGCAGUCAGUGAAGGAGGGGAUGGGACUACAAGUCCCCAGAUCAGAGUUCCAUCUUUUUCAGGAGGGAAAGUAACAAGUGCUCAAUCCACCUUACACGUGUUGUCCACUUCCUCGUCCUCCGUAACAUUGCUUUUGGCACUGAUGGUUCCUUCAACCUCAUGGUGAAGACCGCAGACUUUGUUGUUGUUAUUUGUUUGCUUUAGUUUGAUGACACAAAGGGAUGGAGUUUUAUGUCUGUGAAGAAACUAGAGACCCAAGCUAAUGCUUAAAGACCCAUAGAAAUGCCUGUGCUGCACUUAGAAGAGUGUUGGAGACACAGUCAGUAAUUCAUCAGGAUUUUUUCUCUUCAUUUUUUGUAAAAGUCCUCUGGGGGAGGACACACUUCUUGGCCCUAAAAUAUGCAGAUUGUAUGUAAUAAACUUUUGUAAGAAAAUGUAAUUUCUGUCAAACGUACUUUAUUUUUUAAUAUGUUCGAUUUUGGUGACCCCAGUCAUGUAUCAUUAGGUGUUUAAACAGUGGUGUCUAGUACAGUACAUGUUUGAUUUGGACAAAAAUUAUUUUUUAAAUAUAGAACAUGGUUUGAUAUAGUUUUGUGGAAUAUUUUCUUGUAUCCCCUAUGGCUGGCUGUUCCAAGUGACGAGAGAGAAAAAUAUAGUAUAGAUACACAGCCCACUUCAAAAGUACGGAGCAUUUGUUCUGAAAAUGUAUGAAUAUGUAUUUAGUUAGCAAAAAGAAUUGUCAAUACAAUACUAGACAGUACACUCAAAAAGUGGCAAAAUGGAGCAGAAAAUAAGAUAUUUAUUUCAUUGCAGGCAAAACAGAAAAUUAUUAAACACAAACUUAAAAGCAAAAAAAGUUUGGUUUUCAUCAAAUACCACAGGAUUUAAUAAAAAUUAAUCAAAUAUUUAUUUUCAAUUGCAAA
Molecule: messenger RNA, 1675 nt
Organism: Antrostomus carolinensis (chuck-will's-widow)
Lineage: Eukaryota; Metazoa; Chordata; Aves; Caprimulgiformes; Caprimulgidae
Product: contactin-5
Exons: 6
Biological process (GO): cell-cell adhesion; axon guidance; brain development
Cellular component (GO): axon; plasma membrane
Molecular function (GO): cell-cell adhesion mediator activity
Source: RefSeq, a predicted model, not a curated record